Messenger RNA from Panicum virgatum (switchgrass), 1311 nucleotides. Its product is annotated as choline-phosphate cytidylyltransferase 2-like. The transcript has 8 exons. The record is from RefSeq and is a predicted model, not a curated record. Gene Ontology annotation, biological process: CDP-choline pathway. Gene Ontology annotation, molecular function: phosphatidylcholine binding; choline-phosphate cytidylyltransferase activity. The coding region runs from base 119 to 1003 and encodes 294 amino acids. Lineage: Eukaryota; Viridiplantae; Streptophyta; Magnoliopsida; Poales; Poaceae.
CCGCGCGCCCCUUUUUAUUGACGCGCCCGUGCGCGGCCUCGCCUCCCCUUCCCAGGAAGGGGAACCGGGCGGGACUCCACACCUCCUCCUCCGUCGCUGCCGAGAGAGACACAGCGAGAUGGCGCGAGUCUCCAAUGCCAGGAAGCGGCAGGGCGCCAAGCCCGCGGACCCCGCCCCCAAUACCGCCGCCGCCGCCAAGCAGGCUGGGAGCAGCGGCGGCAGCGACGGCGACCGCCCCGUGCGCGUCUACGCCGACGGCAUCUUCGAUCUCUUCCACUUCGGCCACGCCCGCGCCCUCGAGCAGGCUAAGAAGCUGUUCCCCAACACGUAUCUGCUCGUCGGGUGCUGCAACGACGAGCUCACCUACCGCUACAAGGGCAAGACCGUCAUGAACCAGGAAGAGCGAUACGAGUCCCUGCGCCACUGCAAGUGGGUUGAUGAGGUCAUUCCUGAUGCUCCGUGGGUUCUCACACAGGAGUUCAUUGAUAAGCAUCAGAUUGACUAUGUUGCUCAUGAUGCGCUACCUUAUGCUGAUACUAGCGGGGCUGCAAAUGAUGUCUAUGACUUUGUUAAAAAGAUCGGGAAAUUCAAGGAAACGAAAAGGACAGAUGGGGUUUCAACUUCGGACCUCAUUAUGAGGAUCUUAAAGGACUAUAAUCAGUAUGUCAUGAGAAAUUUAGCACGGGGCUACUCUAGGAAGGAUCUAGGUGUGAGCUAUGUCAAGGAGAAACAACUGCAAGUUAAUAUGAAGAUUAAUAAAUUGCGAGAGACUGUGAAGGCACAUCAGGAAAAGUUGCAAACAGUGGCAAAGACUGCGGGGUUGAAUCAUGAAGAAUGGCUUGCCAACGCGGAUCGCUGGGUUGCCGGUUUCCUGGAGAAGUUUGAGCAACACUGCCACAACAUGGAAACAGCCAUCAAGGACAGGAUACAAGAGAGGCUGGGGAGACAGCUGGGCAAAGGAAUGAACGCUGGUCUUGUGCAGCAGCAGCCGGUGGCGGCCUAAAUGUGUUGCUGCUGCAGUGUAGAUGAACCCUCUUGGACCGGUCUAGAGUGAAGUGGACCGAUGCUCAUCCUCAGGUGAUGUGUGGUUUGUCGACAUGGAACGUGGAUGCUUGUAAGAGUGCAACACAGUUGCUGAGGUGUUUCUAGUUUUGUAACGCAAAUGGAAGCCGUAUACAAAUGUCUACAGGAGAGGCGUUUGGUGUUUUGGGCAUGUUACGGCCGUGUUUUUUUUUACUUAAUGGUGAAAGCAUCUAGUCCUCUAAUUCGAGUUUUGGUAAUUAAUGACAACGGUUUGUGGAUUAACAAUUU